AUGAUUCUCUCCGCCCUCUCCUUUGCAGCUCUCUCGUCGGAUACGGUUCUCAGUCGACCAGGUGCAAACGUUACCCUGCCUUGCCUAGAGGGGGAGCUAGAGAACACCACGCUUGUGCACUGGCGGUUAAAUGGACAGAAUAUAAGUUUGCCUCGCGGAGGGCAGAUGUCGGAGCAGUCCUCUCUCUUCCUGCCAUCGGUACUUUUCAAUGAUUCUGGCUGGUACAGCUGCCAUGCCGGUGACUCCGUCCUCCGCUUUGUGCGUCUGACGGUCGAAGAGCCUCCCGAGGUGCCAUACUUAACUUGCUACCGCAGGAGCUUCGCCAAGGAUAUCCUGUGCGAAUGGAAACCGUCCCGCCAACUAUCUGCUCGCACCAAAGCCAAACUCUGGGUGGGAAAAGGGCUCAUGGGAGGGAACCGUACGGAACAGCCGUGUCGGUAUUACAGUCGAUCCCAGAAAUUUUCAUGUCGCAUCACAAUGACUCACCAAGAUGAGGACAUCGCUCUGCGGGUGACAAUGUGUGUCGUAAACGCGGCAGGCGCUACUACGAGCGAGGACAAAUACUUAAUGACCGGCAGUCUAGUGAAGCCAGACCCGCCGGAAAACGUCAGGGUGACGCCCGUGGAGAAGGCCCCCCGCAAGCUCCGCGUGACCUGGCGUUACCCCUCCUCUUGGGGCUCCAAGAUGUACCAGCUUCGGUUCCAGCUUCGAUACCGGGCAGACAUCUUACAGACAUACUUGGAGGUUGAGCUUCCAUUGGAGACCACGUUCUAUGUGAUCCACGAUGCGUUGCAAAACCUCCCCCACCGAGUUCAAGUGCGAGCGCAUGAGGAAUUCAACUAUGGGACUUGGAGCGAGUGGAGCCGUGAAAGUACAGGAACGCCCUGGACAGAACCCCCAGAGGCCGAAAUGACUUCAAGCGUCCCAAAGAUUCCUGAUUAUGAUUUUGUUACCCCGGAUAUGCCUGCAACUCCUGAGUCCCCCGUCGACCCAGGAAAGCCAAAUGUGGGAGUGGCCGUGGCCGUGGAUCUUCAUUCGUGCCUCAUCCCAGCAGUAACUGUGAUCUUGGCUCUUGCCCUGGUAGUUGGCAUUGUCCUCAGGGGAAAAGUUCGCUCUUUGCCCGCUCUCACAAACAGCGGAGAUUAUGGGAUCUGCCGCAUAGAAUUUAAAACGGUGGAUUUCGCCUUCAAAGAUGUAGUUUCCAAGACUGCGCUAUCAAAUUCCUUUGGUUCCCUGCUAAGUUCAGGGUUCCCCCUCAGCUCGUCGCCACCUCCUGACUCCUACCGCCUCGCCCUUCAGCGUAGAGUUCUUGUGGAUAGUCCUAGAAUCCUAGAAGGCAGUCCGUGA
Molecule: messenger RNA, 1347 nt
Organism: Sphaerodactylus townsendi
Lineage: Eukaryota; Metazoa; Chordata; Lepidosauria; Squamata; Sphaerodactylidae
Gene: IL6R
Product: interleukin 6 receptor
Exons: 10
Coding region: 1-1347 (448 amino acids)
Biological process (GO): cytokine-mediated signaling pathway
Cellular component (GO): membrane; external side of plasma membrane
Molecular function (GO): cytokine receptor activity; protein binding
Source: RefSeq, a predicted model, not a curated record